UGUACUUGGACAGCUUGGAUCUCUGACUGAGACUGCAGUGUGUGGUACAUAGACAGAAAUUGUCAGUGAAUUGCUGAUAAAAAGAGAGAGAGAUAGAAUAAAGAGAGAAGGAGUGAGGGAUGGCGUGCAAUGGCGGAUGUGGAUGUCCAGUUUUCAGCAACCUCUUGACGGUCCGUGAGAAUGCUUUGCUCUUCACUCUCCUGGGAGCCAAGUGUAAGGCAGUGGUCUCAGCAGUAGCCCAGGUGUAUGUGUGCUUCCCUGGGCGUCAGGUGUGGAGGCAUGAGGGCUCUGGGGUAGUGUGUCUGGUUGAAGACAGCUCACAACACUCCUACUUCCUGCGUGUGUACUGCGUCAAGAGAUCUAAGUUGCUGUGGGAACAGGAGCUGUAUGUUCCUUUUCGAUACUCUGCACCCCACCCCUACUUCCACACCUUCCCUGCAAAUGACUGCCAGGCGGGCCUGAACUUUGCAGAUGAGACAGAGGCAGAGAGGUUCUGUGCAGCCGUGGAGAGACAGAUCCAACAAGCCCCAGACAGAGCUAGUGGGCAGAUGAACCAUACUGGCAGUGUGGACUUCUCCUCAGGCUGUAUCUGUGAACAGGAACAGAGCCGAUCUGAGAUCAGCACUCCAUCUCCACAUGCGUUAGAACAGGAGUCCCAGGUGAGAGUGGACCCAGAGCAAGGCUUCAGUACUAGAGAGCUGGACCCUGCUCUGAGGAAGCUGGUCAGGAUGGAGAGACAAAAUGAGGAGGAUGUGACGGACAGACACACAUCUAAAGUAAUCUGCAGCCUCAUCUACAGUCUGGGGGGAGUGGAGGCUGACAGCAGGGACAUGAACAACAGAGGUCCAGCCUCUAAGACCUUACCCAACAGAGCUACAGGGACCUCCACCUCCACCUCCCUGGCCCUGAGGAAGGGGCCUCUGCCUCCUCUCCCGUCCCCCCUCACACGGAGUGUCAGCUCUCGAGAUGUCUCCAAGAGCCCUCUCCCACCCUGGGUCCCCCAACCUCCCUCUAUGCCCGCCCCCCCUCCUCCUCCUGCAGGGGCACUCGCUGAGAGGAUCAGAAAGACCAUGAGCUUCAGACCGGUGGGCUCGCCCUCUGCUGUAGAGUCUGACCUGGUCCUGAGUGCACUGAGGGAGAUAUUCCAGAAACGCCAAUACCUCCAGCAUCAUAAAGAUGACACCACAAGCCAGUCAGAGAUGGAUUCUUACAGCGGGCAGUGGCUGUAGAGAUAACAGGUUGAGAGGAGAAAUAUCCCCCUGCUUUCACAAGCAUGUUGUUUCUCAAGCAUGUUGUUAUUUGAAGUCUUCACUUUUGUCUUUCAUUUUGAAUUAAUUCACUGUUAAAUAAUGAUGCAUCAUUGAAAAAAUGUUUUAGUGAAGAAUACGAUGCUCAAUCAAGCCCUUUCUAAAAUAAAAUCUGUA
This is a messenger RNA of Oncorhynchus masou masou (cherry salmon), 1424 nucleotides long. RefSeq names its product actin nucleation-promoting factor WAS. NCBI's taxonomy places the organism in Eukaryota, Metazoa, Chordata, Actinopteri, Salmoniformes, Salmonidae. Bases 120 to 1229 code for a protein of 369 amino acids. Gene Ontology annotation, biological process: actin filament organization. The record is from RefSeq and is a predicted model, not a curated record. The transcript is spliced from 10 exons.